UAAAUCUUCCUAUUUUUCUCUCAAAGAUAAGUUAUUAGCUAACCCUAACUCAACUCCUCCUUAUAUUCUCUUCUAAAAAAACUAAGCAAACAAAGUGAUUUUAUUUUAUUUUUUUGUUUUAAUUCAAUAAAAUCAUUACAAUUUUUUUUUGUUUUCAAAUCAUUACAUCCUUUUCCUUUCUUGUACUUUCAUUUUCUUUAAUUUUUUUCUCCAAACUCUAGUGUUCUUUCUCUCUCUCUUUCACUCUUUCCAUCAAUCUAUCUCUCUUAGAAAAUAAGUACAGAUUAUCAAACGCAAAUUCAGAAUUUAGAGUCAAACUGGUCAAAAGUAGCUAGAUGGAUGUGAUCUAUUAGACAUAUUUCCAUUUUCAUUUCUCUCUCUCUCUCUCUUGAUAUAUGUAUAAGUGAUUCGAUCUGAAAGUAUAGGUAUCUAGUGUUUAAGUUGAAUUUAUUGUUGAACCUAUUCUAGAUCUGUCUCUUUGAGAAUUAAUUAAACCAAAAAAAAAUUAGAUUAUGGAUCCGUCGAACAAUUCUCUCCCCCCUCCUUUCCACACGAGAAAUUUCAACUUACAACAUCACAAUAACAACCAUCAACACCACCACCAGCAACAACAACAACAACUUCAAUUCCAACAUAGCUCAGAAGAUGAGCAAAGUGGAACAAGUGGCCUAAACAUGUCCGGCCAAAAGAGAGACCGCGAAGACAACAAUAACAAUAACAACAAUAACAACGACAACAACAACAACAACUACAAUGACUCAAAUGUUGAUGAAUCAACGGAUGAAUUAGGCGUUAACGGAAGCCAUAGAGAGGGAGAGUUCAAUAGAAGGCCUAGAGGUAGACCAGCUGGAUCCAAAAAUAAGCCAAAAGCACCUAUCAUCAUAACUAGAGAUAGUGCAAAUGCCCUUAGAACUCAUGUUAUGGAAAUUGCUGAUGGUUGUGAUAUUAUGGAAAGUGUAUCAAAUUUUUCAAGAAGACGUCAAAGAGGAGUUUGUAUUAUGAGUGGAACAGGAAAUGUUACAAAUGUUAACUUAAGACAACCAGCUUCACCAGGUGCGAUUGCAACCCUCCAUGGACGUUUUGAGAUAUUAUCUUUAGCAGGAUCAUUUCUCCCACCACCAGCUCCGCCAGCUGCUUCAGGGUUGACUAUCUAUUUAGCUGGCGGACAAGGUCAGGUGGUGGGAGGUUGUGUGGUAGGGUCUCUUAUGGCAUCUGGUCCGGUUGUUAUUAUGGCGGCUUCGUUUAGCAAUGCAGCUUAUGAAAGACUUCCUUUAGAGGAGGAUGAUUCGAACCAACUUCCGGUUCAAGGGGGUUCACUAGGUUCACCUGGAGCGACAGUCGCUCCAGGAGGACCACAACAUCAACAAUUAUUAGGCGACCCUUCAUUGUUUCAUGGAAUGCCACCUAAUCUUCUCAAUAAUGUGCAAUUACCUUCUGAGGCUUAUUGGGCAACAGGUCGACCUCCAUUCUAACUAGAUGAGAUUCGUUGAAGGGCCGGGUAAUAAUUUUCUCUGAUUAACUUGUUUAAGGUCACGACCCUCCAGUAUUGUAUCAUAUAUGUUCAUGAUCCAAAAUUUGAGGGUCGUGACCUUUAAUUAGUUGAAAUUAUCUCUAUUUAGUUUACAAUAAUUCUUAGGAAUGUGUUGUUGUUUUGGUCAUUUUAUUAAGUUCUUCAUAACUGUUAAUUUCUUUUAGUCACAUUACACUUUAAUUUAGGUCCUUUUGAAUUUAGGUUUUUCUAUUGUGAGUUUGACUAUGAUCACAUGAUAUGAAAU
Molecule: messenger RNA, 1775 nt
Organism: Solanum lycopersicum (tomato)
Lineage: Eukaryota; Viridiplantae; Streptophyta; Magnoliopsida; Solanales; Solanaceae
Product: AT-hook motif nuclear-localized protein 26-like
Biological process (GO): vegetative to reproductive phase transition of meristem
Cellular component (GO): nucleus
Molecular function (GO): minor groove of adenine-thymine-rich DNA binding; DNA-binding transcription factor activity
Source: RefSeq, a predicted model, not a curated record